Molecule: messenger RNA, 2941 nt
Organism: Etheostoma spectabile (orangethroat darter)
Lineage: Eukaryota; Metazoa; Chordata; Actinopteri; Perciformes; Percidae
Gene: lipeb
Product: lipase, hormone-sensitive b
Exons: 14
Coding region: 290-2830 (846 amino acids)
Biological process (GO): cholesterol metabolic process; triglyceride catabolic process
Cellular component (GO): cytosol
Molecular function (GO): triacylglycerol lipase activity; sterol ester esterase activity
Source: RefSeq, a predicted model, not a curated record
AUGGUUGUCAUUGUCUUUGCCAAUGUCUCUCUGUAUGGAUCUGCCAAUUAGGUUGAAGGUCACAGGGAGUUGCAAGCUGAACAGCCAAUGGCAAUAGUUCACUGUCACAAGGAGAAAGUUAACUGGGACGAAGUUGUCUGAAUCUUCCCUACCCCUUUUUAAAAGAGGCAUGGGAGGGACAAAGGAGACACAACACAUUGCUUCUGAGUAGAAUUGGUUGUGACGGUCUGACAUACAGAGGUUGACAGAAGAAGAGCUACAUCAUAAAUACAAGGGAGUGACAGACGUGAUGGACACCAAGGCAGUGUUUGCGGCCCUGUACAGCGUGUGCGAAGAGAAUGCCACCUUCUUCUCGGGAGGAGCCAAGGGGGGCCAGAGUGAUGCGGCACGCCGGCUGGUGGAUACCAUGAAGCUGAUCAAGGAGCAUGCUCGCAGCCUGGAGCCUGUUAUCUCCGGGUUCGCUGCAGUUUACCAUCAUUAUGACUUUGACCCACACAUACCUGCCAAUGGCUAUCGCUCACUGGUCAAGGUAGUGCGCUGCUGCCUCCUCCACAUCAUCCAAAAGGGGCACUACAUCACUGCCAACCGCCGCAGCAUCUUUUUUCGAGUAGCACACAAUGCAGGGGAGAUGGAGGCCUACUGCAACGCUCUGUGCCAGCUACGCGCCCUGCUCUACCUGGCUCAACGCAUGCUACAUGACAACAGCCAUGGCAACCUUUUUUUCCAGGAUGAAAGUGGCCUCAGUGAGAGCUUUGUCCGUGAAUACUCAUCCAUGCACAAGGGGUGCUUCUAUGGCCGUUGCCUUGGUUUUCAGUUCAGUCCAGGCAUUCGGCCCUGUCUCCAGACCAUUGCUAUUGGCCUUGUGGCCUUUGGAGAAAACUACAAGCGCCAUCAGUCAGGAAUAGUGGAGGCAGGAGGUGUGGCACAAUAUGGUGUAGCAGCCAGCUCUUUCUUUACCUCAGGGAAGUAUGCCAUUGACCCAGAGUUGAGAGGGGCAGAAUUUGAACGUAUUACCCAGAACCUAGACGUCCAUUUCUGGAAGUCUUUCUGGAACAUCACUGAGACUGAAGUCCUGUCGAGUCUUGCCAGUAUGACAUCCACUCAAGUUAAGGUGAACCGGACUCUCUCUGUGCCUGCCGUGCCCUUUGACCUUCCUCUGGCGGCCAACCACAGAGCAUCUGUAACUAUAGCUCCACCAUCAGCUCACAUUGGCACUGCUCCGGUUCAGAUGAGGCUCAUUUCCUAUGACUUACGUGAAGGACAGGACAGCGAAGCUCUGCUGUCUCUUUCCCGCGCUGAGGGGGGCGCCAUCUCUUUGUCGCUGGGGCUGAAGACCAAGCGCCUCCCCUCAUCUCCCUGUCUCCUAAUCCACUUCCAUGGGGGAGGAUUUGUGGCCCAGACCUCCAAGUCCCAUGAGCCCUAUCUGAAAAGCUGGUCCCAGGACCUUGGUGUCCCCAUCUUGUCAGUGGACUAUUCUCUGGCCCCUGAGGCCCCAUUCCCAAGGGCCCUGGAGGAGUGUUUCUAUGCCUACUGCUGGGCUCUGAGAAACCACCACCUACUAGGCUGGACUGGAGAGAAAGUGUGUCUGGCUGGUGACAGUGCGGGAGGCAACUUGUCUGUGACGACAUCAAUGCGCGCUGCUGCCUUUGGUGUGCGAAUGCCAGAUGGCAUCGUGGCAGUCUACCCGGCUACCCUGCUGACCGCCUACGCAUCUCCCUCCCGUCUGCUAACACUUAUGGAUCCCCUGCUGCCGCUCAGUGUGCUCACCAGGUGUCUCGGCGCCUACGCUGGUGCUGACCCGCAAACAGAGACACAGAUAGAGAAGGCAAGCACGAUGAGCUUGGUGAGGAGAGACACAGCUCUGCUGCUCAGAGAUUUCCGACAGGGAGCCUCCAACUGGAUCCACGCUCUGCUGGAUUCCAACAGAGCCCCAGCCUCCCCCAGUACAGCUGCAGAGGUGCCACCAGGAGCCACUGACACAGUGAGGGCGAGUAUUUCAGAGGCGUCCAUCUCUUCUCGUCACGCAGAUCCCCCGGUCGCCUCCGGGAACUCAGAGUUCCCCUCCAGGAAACUAUCUGUUAAGAGCCAGACUUACCAGGACUUGGGAUCCCACAACAAUUCCACUUCUUGCAGUGCACCAUUGCUCAAUGAGCACACUCCAGAAGAUGUGAAUUUCUUCCUCUCCAAGGAUGCAGAUUCCGCCGUGUCCAGCGACCUCUUUUCAGUGGCCUUACCACCCCCUGUUGUAGAGGAGGGAUUAGAGCUGGAGCACCCUGUGGAGUUCCCCAGAGGAUUUGAGCCACUGCGCUCAGAGAAGCCAUCUAAGAUGAGUUUGCACAGCUCUCCAGUGUUCAAGGAUCCGUACUGCUCUCCUCUGCUGGCUCCUGAUAGCAUGCUGAAAGGGCUGCCACCUGUACACAUAGUGGCGUGUGCAUUAGACCCCAUGCUGGAUGACUCUGUGAUGUUUGCCAAGCGUUUGAGGAACAUAAACCAGCCUGUCACUCUAUGCGUGGUGGACGACCUCCCCCAUGGCUUCCUCAGCCUAUCGCAGCUCUGCAGUGACACAAAAGAGGCAGCCAACGUCUGCGUGGAGAGAAUUCGCGCCGUCUUCACCCAGAAGGACACACCACCAGAGCCACGCAAGCACCGCAAGCUGGAAAGGACCGAUAGGGGUGUAUCGGCCUCUCCUGGGGAAGAAGGUUCUCUCUUCGUAGGCCCCAUUGAGAGAGAGGAGCUAGCUGUCAAAAGAGGGACUAAAGUUGCUGAUGGGGAGGGCUUAGUUGCUGUGGCAGCCCAGAACAACACUGACACUGUUGGUCUUGGGCCUUAAAUAAGGUUAGAUAAAAAAGCAGUUUACCCGAGGAGUGAAAGGACAAAUAGUAAAUGAAAGUCAGACAAAUGUAGGCAGUGCAAUGCCUAAAAGGGAGAGAGAAAGCAUCCU